Molecule: messenger RNA, 630 nt
Organism: Peronospora farinosa
Lineage: Eukaryota; Oomycota; Peronosporomycetes; Peronosporales; Peronosporaceae
Source: the annotation of a GenBank genome assembly
AUGGGUACAUUUAAUUAUACGUCGCAGCUGAUGCAAGCGUCUGGUAAAACAGUGACGUCGUCUCAUGACGCGGCGUCGUAUAUGGACUUGGUACAUCGUUAUAAUGACGCUAUAGGAUUGAUGAAGAUCAAUCGAUUGCAUGAGGCAGAGAUAUUGCUACGUGAUGUCCUUAAUCGACAGUCUCAUGCAGGAUUUGAUGAGCUGGCAAUAGCGUUGACGCAGAACGAACUUGGUCGUGUCUUACGACACUUGGGAGCGUUGGACGAAGCGCUUGAGCUUUUGACAAAGGCGCUCGAAGUGCGGGAUCGUGCGGAUGAAGCGGCAGGUUCUUGUAUUGCUCUAACGGAUGGAAACCUUACGCGUAAUGAGAUUGCCAAAGUAUACGAGGCCAUGGGCGACUGUACCAAGGCAUUGGAAAUACGGGAGCCGGGUAAACGCAUUUGCAGCAAUGAAGCCUGUGAAGCGUUUGAUUAUCUGGAUGGGGAGUUGCUUGCUUGUAGUCGCUGCAAGUGUGUGUUUUACUGUGGCAAGACAUGCCAACGGCACGAUUGGAAAACUCGUCACAAGUUGUUGUGUCAGGAAAUAAAGAUGGAAAAGAUGCUGUUAUGGGAGUGGGAUCAACAAGUGUAG